Molecule: messenger RNA, 1964 nt
Organism: Pseudophryne corroboree (corroboree frog)
Lineage: Eukaryota; Metazoa; Chordata; Amphibia; Anura; Myobatrachidae
Gene: MAP1LC3B
Product: microtubule associated protein 1 light chain 3 beta
Exons: 4
Coding region: 107-481 (124 amino acids)
Biological process (GO): macroautophagy; autophagosome assembly; autophagy of mitochondrion
Cellular component (GO): autophagosome membrane; cytosol; autophagosome
Molecular function (GO): microtubule binding; ubiquitin protein ligase binding
Source: RefSeq, a predicted model, not a curated record
GUUUUUGUUUUUGGGAGGCUGGGACAGGAUUUGCAGACAGCAGCGCAGCUCGGGGGACACAGGCAGCGGCUCCUAUCCGGGCACAGCUCACAUCGCAGCGGGGAACAUGCCGUCAGAGAAGACCUUCAAGCAGAGAAGGACUCUAGAGCAAAGAGUGGAAGAUGUGCGAAUAAUAAGGGAGCAACAUCCAACCAAGAUCCCGGUGAUCAUUGAGAGGUACAAGGGAGAGAAGCAACUUCCAGUGUUGGAUAAAACCAAAUUCUUAGUACCGGACCACGUUAAUAUGAGCGAACUCAUCAAAAUUAUACGGAGACGUCUCCAACUCAACGCCAACCAAGCCUUCUUCCUCCUGGUGAAUAGCCACAGUAUGGUGAGUGUAUGUACCUCCAUCUCAGAGGUGUACGAGCAGGAAAAGGAUGAGGAUGGCUUUCUCUACAUGGUCUACGCAUCACAGGAGACUUUCGGGAUGAAAGACGCAUAAACGACGCAGCCCCAAUUUUGUUUUUCAUUUGAAGACAUUUGUUGUUUCUCCUUAGAGGAAAGCUGCACCAAAUUACAGGUCUUCUCAAGAUAGAUCCAUGUAUUCAUGCUACACAUGAAAUAUACAUUUUAAUAUGGCUCUUGAUAAUUGCUUAAAAUUAAAAAAUACAUGUGCUAAAGUCAGAGGAAGCCUAAUGAUAUUAUUCCUUGUGUAACGUGAUCAUUUCAUGUCCCCAUUAUGUAAAGGAUCUUUGUAGCAAGAGCGAUGCUUGAAAAUGACUUUUCCAUAACCAUGCCCAAAUGGUCUCUGUACGGCAAGGUUCGGGGCAAACUCUUUUACGUGAUCAGCAGUGGUCUUUCAUUGUAACUUGUGCGCCAUUGGAAUGCUCACAUACUGUCCAAGACUUUUGAGUUGCGUAUUAUCGUUUUAUUUUUGUUAACAUUUACAUUACAGCUGUUGCUUUGAGUUGACACAAAAGGACCGGCCGAAAGAGCCGUCGGAAAUGUCAGUUCAUGAUGUAUUUAUGUAGAAUAAGUGCUAAGUAUCUAACAGUUGACUAACGAGGGGUGUGACCACCUCAGACAAUUUUGGCGUAUUGAUAAUGAAAAGGUUUUGGAGGAUUUUUUAAAUUAAAAUGACUCCUAGUUCUGUUUUAACGCUUGUACAGUAAGAGGGAUGGGUGAAUUUGCAGUAUGCUAUGAAGUGGCAUGUUUAAAUGUACAUUUAUUCAAUUUUUUUGUAAUUAUUUUUUUCUCCUUACAAAGGGGUUUUCACUUAGUGCUGUAUCUAGCGGGGUUCCUGCUUUUAUUCAUAAUUAUACAUGUAUACAGACAUGGAUAGUGGACAUAGGCUACAGGCGCCGUUACUGACAGCUGGCUGCUGAUUGGCAGAGCAGGGGCUCCUGCGUUCAGUGGCAACAUUCAUUGGAAAUGUCCAAAAACACUUUUUUUUAUGCUUAAAGACAUAAUUAGCCCAGGGAUAGGCAAAUCCAUCUACUGCUGAAAGUCCAUUGGCUUUCUGAUUUAUAAUCCAAACCUGUGAUAAUGAUCUAUUGAAUUCAAUAAACUGCAGACUAAAAGAUGGCACUGUGCAGCCCUGGGUUCAUUACUGUAUUGGGUGCAGCACCACAUAGGGAUCAGUGAAGCUGGCGGGUUACCCAGCAAUGCAGCUCGAGUACUUUAUGCAGAAGCUAUGGACCCAGUGAUAAGAUAAGGCAUUGACUGGCCGAAGCUAAUCAACAUUCUGACCUUGUUAUUUAGGAUAGGUGAUCUAGAAACUUAUAAUACACUUAGCAAUACAUUACUCAGUUUCUGCUCUUACAUUUAUUUAGAUAUUAUGGUUUUCCACAUUUCAUUUUUUUAGCCUUAUGGAUUUGUGUUCAAUAACAAAGCUUACAAAAUUUUAGUUUUCAAUUUUAGUCUGUCUUUCUGUUCUUUUAAUGUUUUCCUGUAUAAAUAAAGCUUUUUUUUUUUUUUAUAAAGAU